Molecule: messenger RNA, 1698 nt
Organism: Penicillium soppii
Lineage: Eukaryota; Fungi; Ascomycota; Eurotiomycetes; Eurotiales; Aspergillaceae
Product: putative arginine transporter
Exons: 2
Coding region: 1-1698 (565 amino acids)
Biological process (GO): amino acid transmembrane transport
Cellular component (GO): membrane
Molecular function (GO): amino acid transmembrane transporter activity
Source: RefSeq, a predicted model, not a curated record
AUGGCCCGGGACGAGUUCACCAACGCUCCAACUGAAAAGAGCAAGAUGAGCUCAGAAGCACCGGUGACGCAUGUCCAAGCCCAGGAUCCUGUCGACACCUACGAUGUCGAUUAUGAGAAGCAUGGUGCUCAGCGCGAGGCCAACCCGCUCCCAGAGCUCAAGCGGAAGUUGAAGAGCAGACAUUUGCAAAUGAUUGCAAUUGGCGGAACGAUAGGAACCGGUCUAUUCAUCGGUAGUGGCACUGCAAUUGCCCAUGGAGGCCCCGUUGGCGCUCUCAUCGCGUAUAUUUUUGUCGGAACUAUUGUCUACUCGGUCAUGACCGCCCUCGGAGAAAUUGCGACCUAUAUCCCCAUUCCUGGUGCUUUCACCUCUUAUGCUGCUCGCCUCAUUGAUCCCAGCUUGGGCUUUGCCAUGGGUUGGAUCUAUUGGUUCUCUUGGGCAUCGACCUUUGCUUUGGAAUUGACUGCAACCGGUCUGAUCAUCCAGUACUGGGACGACAGCAUCCCCAUUGCCAUCUUCAUCGCGGUUUUCUGGGUGUGUAUUAUCGCCUUCAACAUGUUGCCUGUGGGCUUCUAUGGUGAAAUGGAAUUCUGGUUCGCAAGUAUCAAGGUUCUCACCGUCAUCGGCUUCAUGAUCUUCUCUAUCUGUGUCAAUGCUGGCGUUGGUGAGAAAGGGUAUAUCGGUUUCCGGUACUGGGUCCACCCAGGCCCCUUCGUUCCCUAUCUGAUCGAAGGCAACGACUCGCUGGCCAAGUUUGUUGGAUUCUGGUCGACGCUGAUCCAGGCCGGUUUCUCUUACCAGGGAACCGAACUGGUUGGUAUCGCCGCCGGUGAGACCGAAAACCCCCGCAAGACCGUCCCUUCGGCCAUUCGUAAGACUUUCAUUCGUAUCGUCUUCUUCUUCAUCUUGACUAUCUUCUUCAUCGGAAUUGUCGUGCCCUCUAAUGACCCAGGCCUCUUGAACAGCCAGGGCAGCGGUGCUAGUGCCAGCAAUGCCAACGCCUCUCCCUUUGUCAUUGCGGCCAACCUUGCUGGUGUCAAGGCUCUCCCCGGAAUUAUCAAUGCAGUCCUCUUGACUGUGGUACUCUCCGCGGCCAACUCCAACGUCUACAGUGGCAGUCGUAUCUUGGUUGGUCUGGCUCAGGAAGGAUUCGCCCCUCGUCACUUCAAGACGACCUCCAAGGGUGGUGUUCCUUACUGGAGUGUACUCUUCACCGCAGCCUUCGGUCUGCUCGGAUUCCUGAACGUUUCCGACGCCGGUAGCACAGUGUUCAACUGGCUGCUUCAGAUCUCCGGUGUCGCCGGUUUCAUUACCUGGUGCUCAUUGAACGCUUGUCACCUUGCCUUCCAGCGCGCGCUUCAUGCCCGCAACAUUUCCCGUGAUAUCUUGCCCUACAAGGCCAUGUGGCAGCCCUGGUUCUCAUGGUACGGGCUGUUUUUCAACUGUUUGAUCAUCCUGACCCAGGGAUUCACUGCAUUCAUCCCCAACUUCCAGGUCAAGGAGUUCUUCAUCAACUACCUCAGUUUGAUCCUGUUUGUGGUCCUGUAUAUUGGACACAAGAUCUUGUAUCGCACCACGUUUGUCAAAGCGAUCGAUGCCGACCUGGACACAGGCCGCACUACGGCCGACAACGAGACCUGGGAGACUAUUGAACCGACCACAUGGUACGGCAAGACGUGGAACUGGAUCUGCGGCUGA